UUCCGUUUCAGCUUAUUCGCCAUCAUCCACUGGAGACCAUUUCUGAAGAUAUAUAUCCUUUCCUCCUAUCUUUUUUUUCAUCUGAUCAUUCAUCCCAACACCUGCACUUCUGUCUUCUCAAUACUCAAGGGAAAGAAUAGGGAGGAUCAAAAUGGCUCUAACAUCCCACCGAACACGGCGUCUCUUGCUUUUCAUCUCUAAACCCCUCCUCUCCGCCCUCUUCGUAACAGCUCUCUUACGAUUAAUAUUCUAUCCCUCCUCAUCCAGCAAAAAACCCAUCAAUCCCCACCCACACCUCUCAAAAGCCCUCAUCCUCGCCACAACCGCCUCCUCAAACCUAACCUGGCUCACGCCCUCCCUCAUAGAGUCCACCCACUGGGACACCUACAUCUACAACACCUCUCUAACCCCCUCCCUUCUUCCCCAAAAUUCCCGCUCCUCCCCAUCCCAACUCACCGUCCCCCUCAACAAAGGCAACGAAGCAAUGCCCUACCUAACCUUCCUCACGACCCACUACCACACCCUCCCCUCCCUCAUGUUCUUCCACCACGACCACUCCCAAGCCUGGCACCAACCCUUCUCCUCGUCCUUCGAACUGCGCCACCUGAACCCGCUCACCGUCCUCAGAGAUGGGUAUGUGUCUCCGCGCUGCUUGCCGGGGUGCGAGAACGUGAUUGAACUCAGUGGGGAUGUGGUGCCGCUGGAGGAGAUGGGGACUGCGACGAGGGAGGUGCAGAUUAGUACUUUGUUACAUAAUUUCUGGCUCGACAAAAACGGAAACAGACAAAAAAUCCCAGAGAAAAUCGCAGCGCCGUGCUGUGCGCAGUUCGCCGUCUCUCGGGAGGCUGUGAGGAGGAGGAGUUUAGCUGAGUGGGAGGCGUUGAGGGAUUGGUUGGUGCAGACGGAGUUGGGGAGUCGGCAGAGUGGGAGGUUGCUGGAGUGGACUUGGCAUUUGUGGUUUGGGAAGGAGGCUGUUUUUUGUCCGGAGGAAGAGAAGUGUCUUUGUGAUGUUUAUGGGGUUGGGGAGUGUGGUGGGGAGUUGUGAGGUUAUGGAAAGAGACGAGAUUUUGGGGGAAAGAGGACGAUUUGCUGCGUUUAGCGUUACUUUCUUAGAUUGGUGUAUGGGUUUGCUUUGCAUUUUGAUGGAGUCCUUGUGGUGUUAUAUGUACAAGAAUUGGAAGAUAUAUACAGAGAAGAAGAGAGCCAAUUUAUGUUGGACACCCACCAACA
Messenger RNA from Mollisia scopiformis, 1230 nucleotides. RefSeq lists its product as uncharacterized. NCBI's taxonomy places the organism in Eukaryota, Fungi, Ascomycota, Leotiomycetes, Helotiales, Mollisiaceae. The record is from RefSeq and is a predicted model, not a curated record. Bases 152 to 1045 code for a protein of 297 amino acids. The transcript is spliced from 4 exons.